AAGCGACCCACCAUAUUCGAUGGAAGUCAUUGUUGUUGUUCAUGUAACUUGUAUCCUUUUUUCGCCUCGCUCAUUCCUUCUUACCCUUUGAUUCACUGAUUUACCAUUGGCGAGAUGAGUGCUAGCUGGGUAGGGAGUGUCAUCUCUGUGGACUGUGGGGAUGCUUUAGGGACGUACCAGGGGCAGGUGAAGACUGUGGAUGAUACAGCACAGACCCUGACACUGUCAAGCGCUUUCAGGAAUGGACUCAAAUGUGAAGUGAAGGAGCUGACCCUAAGCGCGAGGGACAUCAGAUACCUGAAGAUUCUCAUGUCUCCUAGCGACGCUGCUAGGAUUCCGACCAAGCAGGCUACACCAUCCAAGCUGACUAAAGAGCUUUAUGUUGAGGAGCCAGUAACAGUUGGAGCUGCGUCACCCAAGAACUCUCACCUGCACCAGGCAAAGGAUAAUAACAACCGAUCUUAUAAUGGACGGAGCCCCAUCAACCAUGUCAACAGUACGAACUACAGGUUAUCACCAGUGAAGCACAAACCAGAUAAUAACUUCAACCACUCAGGGUACACCAACGGACUAACCAAUGGGAAUAAUGGAAACCGAAAUCAGCGACACACACCUGUAAACGAUGAAUGCCACAGGCCAAGGAGGAAUUCAGCUUCUGAAGUGAAGAAGAAAUCAAGCACCCCAAGAAAAAUAGACUUCAAGAAGAGGUCGACCCCAAAGGAGGAUUGUUUUAGUGCUCCAACUGAAUCCUACCUGGAUGAUUUUGACUUUGAAAAGAAUUUGGCCUUGUUUGAUAAGAAAGCAGUAUUUGAGGAAAUUGAGAGUUCAGGAAACGGCACUGUGAUCUUUGCUGGUAAUGGAGAAAAAAGACCAGCCAAGUACAGGUGUGACGAAAAUGUGCUGCAGUCAGAACCAGUGGUUCUUUCACAGAUAAAGGUUCCAAGCUCAGAUGCAAAGUGCUAUGUUACAGAUUCAGGGUUGAGGGUUCCUAGUAUAUCUCACAGCAUGCGCAAACAGUUGCUGUCUGCAGCUGAACUGGCAGGUUUGAAUGAACCACGGUUAUUGGAGAUGGUGGGGCGGUCAGCCAGUGAAAUGGUCCUACAAUUGCUAGGUGGAUGUCACAGAAUGUCACCUCAAAACAACCACCAGCGCCCUGUGGUUGUGGUUCUGUGUGGUUGCCAUGGCCAAGGUGCCCAGGGAGUGAACUGUGCUAGACAGUUGGCCAACCACAAUGUCCAUACCACUGUAUUUGUCCCAGGCCAACCUAGUGAGCAUAAUACAGCCUUGGAGCAGGAACUCCGUCUGUAUGAACUCACAGGCAACAAGAAAACCUCUGAUAUUAAGGAUUUACCCAACGGUACAGUUGAUAUGAUUAUCACAGCCAUAGAUGGCCAGGAUAACCCUGGUGUGAAGGAAGAGGCCUGGUACAGACUUCUGGCUGACUGGGUACCAAGCAUGAGGGUGCCAGUGCUGGCCAUCGACCCUCCCCCUGACGGCACAGCCUUUCAGAGUAAGUGGAGCCUGGGACUGGGCUUGCCCCUCAAUCUGCCUCCGUCCUGUGGGCAGGUCUACCUGUCUGAUCUCAGUCUACCAAAGAAGGUCUUCACUGACCUGGGCAUCAAGUACAUGUCCCCAUUUGGCCACAAGUUUGUCAUUCCACUACACGCUGUAAAGGCCUGACACAUAGGUGAUGUAUAACAUAGCAUAUCUCAUCUCAGUCUGUGGCCUUUAAGGGCCCUGAUCCUCUCAUGUACUUGUACGUUUGUUUACAGCAUUGUAGUUAUCAGACCAUUGUUUUUUUAACCACAGUGCAUCGUGUGGAACUUUUUCCAGUCAUGGAAGGCCCCGUGUACAUGUAAAGCAUGUAAAGUGUAUAUGUAAAUUUGUUUGUAUUCAUUUUGUGGCAUUAUGUGGAGACUUGCUCCAUUCUAGUGUAUAUAUUUUUAAAACAUUUUGUUUAAUCAGUACAGUAAUUAGAAAAAAAAAAGAACAAACUUUGAAGUAUGUUUUUUUUUCUGUUUGAGCAUAUUAUUCUUUCAGCUUACCUUUCAUAUCUUGUAACCAAAUAUGAUUCUUUUAUUAUGUCUGCAAUGUUAAUUUUUGCUUCCACACUUAUUUGCCUUUAAAGAUGAUACAGCCUUAUGUACAGUGUAAAUAGUUUUAACUGUGACAUAUCUUUGUCUCGUUCAGUCUGAACAAAUGAAAUCUUGAUGAUCUCAGUUGUAAUCUUGUUAUUUGCCUAGUUAUACUAAUCUGUUGUUUUGCAAAAACUGCUUUGAUGCAUACAAAUAUGAGCAUGUAUACAGGGAUAUACAUUUUGUUUUUUUUCGGGUGUUAAAGACAUGGUAUUAUAAUUACUAUUGCACUGUAACUCCCGGUAAACCUAAAUCACCGGGACAUACAUUGUUCAUAUUGAUGUUCCAGAGUAACUAUCAUUUAAGAAUUUUGUUGUCGUGUUUGUAAGAUGUUAAGAGAGAGCAUGAGAAGCCACGUUUGUGUUGUAAAGUUUACAAGGGCCAGGUGCCUUUGCAAUUCAUCAUUCUCCUUUAAUAUUGUAUUGAGAAUUGGCACAUAAAUGUUCAGGUAUUACUACAGGCCUGGGUCAGAGUAUUUAUGUUUUCUCUCUCUCAUGAGUUUUAAACCUAAAUAUUGACCAAAGUAUCAUAGAACAAGUGCUUACAAAGAAUGAAUGUGUGAAAGUACAGACAUGCAUGUUUGAAAUUACAUAACAGCUAUCAUUUCUAAGAUUUUAAGUGGCUGGAAAGUGUUUGUAGAGUAUGAUAGUCCAUUCGUGUUAGCAGUACGUUGAAAGUGUAUGGGUAAUCUGCUCAGUUUGACAGGAGAUACACCGUAGAGGUCUUAUCACGUGACCACUAUUUAUUAUCUUACGCAUGUAUUAUGUAUUUGGCUGGUUCAUCAAUGUUGUGCAGGUGAAAGUAUUAGGUCAGCUGGACUAUUUUUAUUGUGUGUGAAUGACCAAAUCUGACAUCAUGAGAUCUCGAUUAGAUUUGAAGGUAACCAUUACUGUAUAUUGAUUCAUGAAGCACAUGUGUGGUUCUUUUUCUUUUUUUUUCUCCCCAUUUUAUGAUUGUUUAUAUUUUUUUUCAAGAAUUGUAGUUUUAUAAUCUCAGAACUUUGUAAAUAUGUAAUGUAUGUUACAAGAUUUUAUGUAUUUUUGACAGUAUUAAGCUAGUCCUACCAACUUGACUGUUACAAAUGGUCACUCAUGUUAUACAUCAUAAAGACUAGAUUUUAUACCAUUGUCUUCUGUGAUUAACGGUACAGCUACUAGACAAAUCUGCCACACUCCAUCUGUAAUGCGUGUACCAUUGUGAAAAUAUGUAAAUGUAGGUUCAGAAUUUGUCAGGGUCCAGAUACCUGGCUCAAAGUGGAUGUCUAGGUGUCAGAUUAUAAGCUAGUGGUACAACAUGUGCUAGAAUGUAUUAAAUCCUUCACUGUACAGAUGUCAAACUAGCGCAGACAAAGGACACACCUGUGCUGAAAACUUUUCCUCUUGUAAUAUGUGAUAAAUCAGACUAUAGUGCUCAACAGACACUUCUAGUAUGUGUCACACUUCCUUAACCUGGCCUGGUAGAUUGAUACUUCAUCUGUAUGGGUACACAUCCGCCAGAAGCACAUCAUUUUUCUGUGUGUACCAGCGUGAAGAGACCAGAGUCAUGUAAUAUCAGCGGUUUGAGGCACUGGUGUACAACGUCUUGUACACUUUGGUGUUGAAAUCUUCAGGGGAUGUAUUUGAGGACGUCUUAAGGAAAUGCUGAAUCUGGAAUAGUGAUUUAUCAAUUUAUGUGCUUGUGUGAUAGCAGAAAAGAUUCAUAAGAUCCGUGAUUGUUGACCGAGUUUUCAAGGUGCCAAAAGAUUGAUUUUAAAAAUCCCCAAGACAUUUUGGAGCUCUUUGAUACACAAUCAAUCGGGACUAUGCCAUCUUAACAAAGGCUGCAGGACAAAUCUAUUGCAUCAAAGAAAUGAUGAGGAUGGUUGAAAUCUGUACAUUUAGAACCUGUUGUACCUCUGGGGUGACAUGUUUUCACACCAAACUACUAACGUUCAGUUGAGCAGCAUUAAUGUGAACACAAGGCUAUUCCCCUUGGACAAAGAUAAGGAUGUGGGAUAAUGACUUGUACAUUGUGAACCAUAGGGCUGCCAUUUCAUGAUAUUGGACAGAAAUUAUCCCGCUGUGCCAUACCAGAUUGAAAGUAAACAAAGUGCUUGAAGGAAUCUCAAAAGAAAAAGAAGAAAAUAACUGGAGGAAUGUAUUUAAUAAGUUUUUUGUGCGCUUAUGUAUGCUUGGUUUUUCAUACAUAGUGAUUGAGGCAGAAACUUUGGGAUGAAAAAAAAAAAAAUGACGUGGACAAAAAUAUUUUUGCUGUAAGGAAAGUGCUAGGAGUGGUAAGUGCAUGUAAAUGUACCAAAGUGUGGUUCAAAAUAUUGUUUCCUGGAGGCAUGCUUUCAUGCUAGUGCUGCAGAUAGGGGUAAAACUUGACCAAACGCAUGACUACUGCUGUGGGACUGUACACUUUACAAGUCAGUGAUGCAGCCUGGACAGGCUUGUGUGCAGAAAAACAUUGUUAAAGUGCACAACCAAGCAGAAGACCAUGGUAUGUUGUGAAUUCAAAUGCUUCCAGAAAUUUGUGCGUGUCUUAUCAGCAUUGGAUACUGUGAUUCGGAAAGGACAAGAUUUGUAUCUUUCCAUGCGGAUUCCUGUGGAGCUUUGUGAGAGCCAGUUUUACGGAGUUUUGUGUCUCAUUUUAACUUUAGGAAAUUUCUGGAUAUUAACAGAGUAUGAUUCUCAAUUGAUUAUGGUAUACCACAGAAUUACUUCCAUUGACUAACUUGACAAAGAAUGAAUGGUUUAUUCAGGACAACAUAACAGAGAAUGAUUCCCAAAUGACCAUUCUCAGCUAUAGGAUUGCUCUUAGGGACAAGUGUACUCAGGGAUUAAUCCCUUCCGCUUCUGGUCAUGCAAAGGAUAUCACAGCAGUCGUAGAGAGGAAAAUACUCCCCAGAGGCUCACAGGCCGGAGCCCCCAGUCUUCAGACAGUCAUUCCUAGUAUUGGCUGGGCAGUCUGUCGAGGAACUGAUCUGACAUGCUACAUGUAAAUACACCUGAGGUUACUUCUCCAGUGUGAGAUGUGCCGGAAUGUUUACUGCCCAUAUCUGUAACAUUUCAUAGGAUAAUCCAAUGUGGCCAAUAAUUACCAGCAGCUGAGUGCAUACGUGUUCUUUCUGUGGAGCAAGCUGAUGAGUACUUGAGUGACAGAUACGGUAAAUUUGCUUAUCAGUGGGUGUGUUUGUCAUUAUUCAUGUCAUUCAUUGUGAAUAAGGAGGUAUUUCAACUGUCGUCUAAGGAUGUGCCUUUGUCAUGCACUUUAUGAAGAGAAAUGAUUUGCGAGCAUGUCUUAAACAAAAUGUCUUUUUGUGGUUGUGAUAAAUGUACUAUGUUCUGUAUAGAUGUACACGUGUAUCUGAUAUAGAACUAGGUGUACUAUGGGGAACUAAAUUGUCCACCUAAAACAAGUACUCCUAUGUUCUUUACUCUCUAAAAAUGUCACGAUUUCCAUAGUUAUAUGUAGUUCACUGCAGGAGACUUACUUGUAGUUCUCAGCAGGAGUUACAUGUACAUAUAGUUCUCAGCGGGAGUUACAUGUUUAUGUAGUUCUCAGCAGGAGUUACAUGUACACAUAGAUCUCAGCAGGAGGUUCAUGCACAUGUAGUUCUCAGCGGGAGUUACAUGUACACGUAGUUCUCAGCGGGGGUUACGUGUACAUGUAGUUCUCAGCGGGAGUUACAUGUACACGUAGUUCUCAGCUGUAGUUGUAUGUACACGUAGUUCUCAGCUGGAGUUACAUGUACACGUAGUUCUCAGCUGGAAUUACAUGUACAUGUAGUUCUCAGCUGGAAUUACAUGUACGCGUAGUUCUCAGCUGGGGUUACAUGUACACGUAGUUCUCAGCUGGAGUUACAUGUACAAGUAGUUCUCAAGCAGUUCAUCAUAAUAGCAGAGAGAGUUGUGUUUUUACACAGCUUACAACUGACGUGUAGGUGGCAAAUGUUGAACGAUCACACCCAUUCAUGGACUACAUUAUUACACGUACAUACAGGAAGAGCAGCCUGAUCAAUUUAGUUAGCGGUAUCUACCAUUCAUCUUUUAUGGUUUUAUCAGCUAUAAGCCAUUACUGUAGACAUAUUUGACUUGCUUUAGAUGUAUUUAUCCAAAGGGAUAAGUGAUGGAAGCUCUUUAGAAUUUUACUUACAUUUAUGCAACUUCACCAUCACCAGUGUCAAAAAGCUGUUCAUUCUGAAUUUAUGAGAAUGGCAUCGCUUCUGACCUACACCAGUAUAAAUUCACUGGGUGUCUUUUUCAGAGGACUUCCUGAUGUCAUCUUCAUGAAUGCCAGUGUUGUGCAUCACUGAUCACCAGGUUAUAGUGUAUUUUUUUAUUCUGUAUAUUGUGCUGGACAAGAAAAGCAUAUGUAUGUGGAGGUGCCGUCCAUUAUUUCACUGAAAUGAGUUUCUGACGAACAAGUACAUAUACACUCAUUAGGUACUUCCUUUGUACAUCCUAACUGUGGGUUGUAACCAUGAGUGUUAUCUGAGAUUACAGCAUCUGGGUAACCAUGCAUUUUAACUACUGUUCAUAACAUUAACCCACAGUCCAGGAGAUAUUCAUUAAUCUUGAAAAUCAGGGUCAGGAGAUGUAAUUGUGAGUUUUUAAAUUGAUUUCUUUGUGCGAAAGUGCUGUUAGAAACUACAUGUAGUUCACUGUAAUGGUGUGUGUGAUGUGAAAUAAUACAUGUACAGUGUGUACUUCUGCUAAGAUUUUAAGAGUUUCAGAUAAUAGGCUUAUUUAUAUAGGCCUACAUGUACUUUUAUUUUCUAAAUUGCAUUUGAAAGAUUAAAUGAGGCUUAAUGUACGUGUGGCAUUUUGUUCCUAAAGCAAGACUGGUGAGAUGAUCAUGUUGAUACGUGUAAUUGUUAUAAUCAGCAUUAAAAUGACUCGCAGGUAUAUUUUCUUUAAGGUCAUUUAACCAGAUAAUAUGCGAAAACACAUACAGUAAGAUUAAGGUUGUAUUCCUGUAAGUAUGUA
Liolophura sinensis is the source of this 7105-nucleotide messenger RNA. RefSeq names its product enhancer of mRNA-decapping protein 3-like. The transcript has 7 exons. The coding region runs from base 115 to 1680 and encodes 521 amino acids. NCBI's taxonomy places the organism in Eukaryota, Metazoa, Mollusca, Polyplacophora, Chitonida, Chitonidae. Gene Ontology annotation, molecular function: mRNA binding. Gene Ontology annotation, biological process: deadenylation-independent decapping of nuclear-transcribed mRNA; P-body assembly. The record is from RefSeq and is a predicted model, not a curated record. Gene Ontology annotation, cellular component: P-body.